UUCUAGUUUAAGGUCUCCUGCGUCAUUGCGCACGUGCACGUACCUAGCAUCUCAUCUACGAGAUCAUCGCUGUUCUUCCAACCUCACUCUAGAGAUGGCUAUCAUGGUCGAGCUCUACAUUAUCGUAAUGCACGAAACACCCAGCGUACUUUGAUGUCGUCUUUGCUGGAAUCGCCAAGGCCCGGUCACUGCCGCCACUUUAUUGGUCUUCGCUCGCUUUAGGCGUCCACGACUACCGUUUAUUCUAAGAACAAUGUCGCCACUACUUACACACCAUUCGUCGCAAGCGGUAGCUUGUUGUUAUGCUGGACUAAUUACUCACGUAGUCAAUAUUUUGAGCCUUUGAUUCGUAGAAACAGCGCGUCCCUCAGCGUGCACAGCGCUCUUUCAAUCAGUCGCGAUGCGCAACCUCAACGGCUGCCGUGUAGUCCUCCUCCUCGCGCCAGCAGUCCUCCUGCUUUUCCCAGUCUCGGUCCUGGUCUUUGCCCUCGAACGCAUCUCCAAGAAUCUGCUCCUCGAUCACACAUACCGCAACUUUCGCAACGGCGCAUUCAUGCUCACACUCAACGGCCGCACCUCCACAUCUUCCACCGCUGCCGCCGACAUCGAUAUUACCAUGCGCAUAGAUAAUGCACCGUCGCUAGCUAUACUAGGCGUAUGUGUUGCGGCUUAUAUUGUCUGUGCUAUCAAUGCGUUCGGGAUUUGGGAGCUGAAGAAGGUUGAGGGCACACAUGGACAUCAAAGGAUGUGGACGUGGAUCGCGGCGAUUAGCAACAUACUCCUUGUCGCGCUGAGCCUUGCUAUAUUUGGGUGGGCAAGCUCACUGCAGAGUAGCAACACUGGCUGGCAGACCUACGAUGAUGUACAGAAACAGGACCAGGAAUUCACGCGCGAGACCUGGUCUUGUCAGAUUGAGCGCUUCUAUGCGAGCGAAGGGUGGGCGACCGCUGCGUGCGGAACAGCAAGAGCAACCAGGUUCUUACUUAUUCCUAUGGCCAUCUUCGCCUUGCUUGUUUUAGUUAGCCUCUGGGUCCUAGCUCGUCAACGAGGUGGAUUCAAAUGGCUUUGUGGAGGCAAAGGUCGAUAUGCAGGAUUCGACAACGUCUAUGAACUCCAACAAGGCAGUCAUCCGGCACCGUAUGCGCAAGGUCCACCUCAAUGGGCUCCACAGCCUCACUAUGUCAUGCCACCUGUUCAGCAAUGGGGACCAGCUCCGGUACCUCAAUCGGUGUUUCCAGGAGGAAACAUGAGUGUUCCGACUGACGGAGGGCACAAGUUUAGAUGAUUAAAAAGAUCAUUGAAUCCGCAAUUGGGAGGUUUUCAUUACUGUAGCCUCUCAUCACAAGCUUCACAGUGCGUCUCAUGCAACCCUCCCUCAAAUCAUUUUGUAUCUGUGAUGGAAUUCAAUUGAAGCUCUACGGUUUUCUUCUGAUGGCUACAAAGUUCAAUGACGCACACAAGUGCUGCAAAACAUUCGUCAAAACUAUUGUACCCAGCAGUCGUUGAGCGUACGAUUUCGAGUUGUCCGUCAUUUGCGUAGGCGUGCGGCGGU
Messenger RNA from Boeremia exigua, 1552 nucleotides. RefSeq lists its product as uncharacterized. NCBI's taxonomy places the organism in Eukaryota, Fungi, Ascomycota, Dothideomycetes, Pleosporales, Didymellaceae. The record is from RefSeq and is a predicted model, not a curated record. The coding region runs from base 401 to 1285 and encodes 294 amino acids. The transcript has 2 exons.